This is a messenger RNA of Aspergillus chevalieri, 1917 nucleotides long. RefSeq lists its product as uncharacterized. The coding region runs from base 1 to 1917 and encodes 638 amino acids. Gene Ontology annotation, molecular function: beta-glucuronidase activity; carbohydrate binding. Lineage: Eukaryota; Fungi; Ascomycota; Eurotiomycetes; Eurotiales; Aspergillaceae. The transcript has a single exon. Gene Ontology annotation, biological process: glucuronoside catabolic process; carbohydrate metabolic process. The record is from RefSeq and is a predicted model, not a curated record.
AUGAAGCUCCUAAGCGCAUUAUCGCUUCUAUCUCUCAUCCCCCAUGCGUUGUCCGUUCCCACGGGCAACAGCCAUCACCUACGCAGCUCAGUUCAAGAUGGCCAGCCACACCUGUUGAACCUCAAGCCACAACGAACCACUUCCCGAGACCUCGUCUCUCUCGACGGCUUAUGGAAUUUCGCCCUCGCGUCCGAUGACAAUUCCACUGCUCAGCCCUGGACCGGACCACUGCCCAAGGGCCUCGAAUGCCCCGUCCCAGCCUCUUACAACGACAUCUUCGUCUCCCACGAGAUCCACGACCACGUUGGCUGGGUGUACUACCAGCGCUCGGUGAUCGUGCCGCGAGGCUGGUCUGGUGAGCAGUAUCUAGUCCGCGCUGAAGCUGCCACGCAUCAUGGUCGUAUCUACGUUAAUGAUUGUCUGGUUGCGGAGCAUGUGGGCGGGUAUACGCCGUUUGAGGCGGAUAUUACGGAUCUUGUGGCUGCAGGAGAGGAGUUUCGGUUGACGAUUGCGGUGAAUAAUGAGUUAACUUACCAGACGAUUCCCCCGGGCAAGGUUCAGGUGUUGGAGAAUACCGGGAGGAAGGUGCAGGAUUAUCAGCAUGAUUUCUUUAACUAUGCUGGUCUUGCGCGGUCUGUUUGGCUUUACUCUGUUCCGAAGCAGCACAUCCAGGAUAUCACCGUUGUCACUGACGUUGAUGGUGAAACCGGCCUCAUCAACUAUGCCAUUAAGGUGUCCGGCAACGCGACAACUGGGAGCAACAUCAAAAUCUCCGUCCUUGACGAAGAAGGAAAGAGAAUCUCUGAGGCCUCCGGGCCCAAGGGCACCGUCCGCAUCGACUCCGUCAAGCUCUGGCAACCCGGCGCCGCCUACCUCUACCAAUUCCGCGCUGACCUCGUGGACUCCUCCGGCAAAGUCCUCGACACCUACAGCGUUGCCACAGGCGUCCGCACCAUCAAAGUCAGCGGGGCCCAGUUCCUCAUAAACGACAAGCCCUUCUACUUCACCGGUUUCGGAAAGCACGAAGACACCGCUGUCCGCGGCAAGGGCCACGACCAAGCAUAUAUGAUCCACGACUUCCAGCUCCUGAAUUGGAUAGGAGCCAACUCGUUCCGCACUUCGCACUACCCCUACGCCGAGGAGGUCAUGGAUUUCGCAGAUAGGCACGGUAUCGUUGUCAUCGACGAGACACCCGCCGUUGGUCUGGCAUUUUCCCUCGACGCUGGUCUUGAUGGUGGUGACGCCCCUGCGACAUUUACACCCGAUGGAAUCAACAACAAGACCCGUGAGGCGCACGCACAGGCCAUCCGCGAGCUCAUCGCGAGAGAUAAGAACCACGCCAGCGUCGUCAUGUGGUCAAUUGCCAACGAACCCGCCUCCAACGAAGACGGGGCCCGCGAGUAUUUCGAGCCCCUCGCCAAGCUAACCCGCUCGCUCGACUCAACCCGUCCCAUCACCUACGCCAACCUCGGCUCAGCCACAUACAAAGUAGACACCAUCUCCGACUUAUUCGAUGUCCUUUGUCUCAAUCGAUAUUUCGGUUGGUACUCGGAGACCGGUCAGAUCGACGAGGCAGAAGCUGAGCUUGAGAAGGAGCUCUACGGCUGGCAAGAGAAGUUCCCUGAGAAGCCCAUCGUCAUGACUGAGUACGGUGCGGAUACUAUUGCAGGCCUGCACUCUGUUCUCGAUGUUCCCUGGAGCGAGGAGUUCCAGGUGACGAUGCUCGAUAUGUAUCAUCGGGUGUUUGACAAGAUGGAGUCAGUUGUGGGUGAGCAUGUCUGGAAUUUUGCGGAUUUCCAGACUGCACUGGGGAUCACGCGGGUUGAUGGGAAUAAGAAGGGUGUGUUUACCAGGGAUCGGAAGCCAAAGACGGCGGCUCAUAGGUUGAGAGAGAGGUGGACCAAGAUGUUUGCCUAG